AUGGCUCAGGGUAUGAGCAACAUUGGUCAGUCGUGGGCGACUACCCCUAACCGCUAUUUUGUACCGAUGACGGGUACUACGGGAGCGACGAACGUCAUCCCAGGCAUCAGCAGCGCUGGACUGCCAACGGAUAUGGCGGGUGGUGUUGACGAGGGCUCGGUGACACGAGCAGAAGUGGAGCAGGUGGCUCUGUUCACGAACCCGCAAGGCGUGUACAAGACCUUUUCCGAAGACGCGAGGCGCGUUGGAAAACAAGAACCGGGCGCUGUAAGGGUGUUAUGGCAUCCGCGUGAGCACGACGAUCCCCAGCGGACUGUGUCCGAGAAGCAAGAUAAAGAUGAAGUGACGAGUGUGGUUGGAAUAGGCCCCAUGGGAGCCGACACCACCACCAGAGAGCGACGGAUGACGGAGAGUGUAGUGUCGCCGGCGCAAGACGAGUUGGGCGAGGUGCUGCAGACGAUGAGUACCGAUACGAUGCUGCGAGACGUCGAACGGGCGGCGAUAUAUCUGGCGACGGUGCGACCGACGAUGGCAGCGGAGCGGUUUGUGCUGGCACCGGUCGACCUGGACGACGACCAGAACCUGGAACAGCUAAGUACCAGUAUCGACCAGGCACGACAAGCUCGACGGAAGGCAAGGAAGGCGGCAAAGCGACAACGAGUCAAGAUGAUGCUGGCGAAGCGUCGCAGAGAGACGCAAGAAGACGAAGUCGAACGACAGAGAGCCGCUAAUGCCGUACGGAACAUACGAGUCAAGAGGCAAACGCAGCGAUGGCCGAGCUGGCAGAACGACGCGGCGACGACCAGGGGACUUGACCCGAGUGAGCCUGGUGAAGCACCAGCCAGUACGGGAAGGACGACACGAACGAACGAUGUAGUGGAGUACGUGGGCGCGGAUGAUGGCCUUCCAACGGCCAUCAUGGAUGUUGGUGGUGUACGACGGCGAGUGAAGCUGGGUGGUGGUGCUCGAGUGGCGACGAGCUCCCCAGUAGACUUCGUAGAGAGUAUUGGAGUGAUUCUCCUCAACGUAGUUGGUGUAUGGCAGUUCGAGUUCCGCACUGUGUUCAACGAGGUGCUGACGGUGGACGCGUGUGUGGUGUCAGGGUGCACCGACGAGUUCCUUCUGGGAGUGGACUUCAUGCGGGCACGAGGAGCCACGAUGGACUUCGACCGCAACGAAAUCUGGUAUCGCGACGAAGGACGAUCCGUGGUAAUCUCGCUCCGAACGCACGAUGGGACGGGUGGAGCAAAGAUCGCUGUAGUGCGGAUGGCUGGCAGAACGUAG
Molecule: messenger RNA, 1284 nt
Organism: Phytophthora nicotianae INRA-310
Lineage: Eukaryota; Oomycota; Peronosporomycetes; Peronosporales; Peronosporaceae
Exons: 5
Coding region: 1-1284 (427 amino acids)
Source: RefSeq, a predicted model, not a curated record